UAAAUGUAUUCCAAAAUCGGAUCGAUUGUUUUGAAUUUGAUAAAAUAUUUUUAGAUCAGUAAUCAGUUUUGAAAACUGAUUAAUUAUUUUUUAAGUUUAGGUUUAAUUCUCAAGGCGCGAUGGCUGACAAAGAAGAUGACGAAACCUUUCAAGAAAAUGACGUAUAUAUAAAUCCUGAAGAUGGAAUGCCUAAUGUCCAUCCAAAUAUUGCUGAUAUACAUCCUGACAGUGAUUCGCAUGACGAACUUAACGAAUUUGAUGAUCUACCAAAGUCCGUGAUUGUAACAAAUAUACCCAGCGAUGUCUUCUCCGACGAAAAGUUGAAAAAAGAACUUGAAGAUUUAUUUCGUACGUUUUCUGAUAACAUAACUUUUCAGUGGUUAAAAAGUUUUAAACGCCUACGUGUGAACUACGACAGCCCUCUAGCUGCAGCCAAUGCACGAGUGCAGCUUCACCAGUAUCACUUCCAUAGUACUUAUAUUAAUUGUUAUUUCGCUCAACCUGUUACGCCAAUUUCAUUGAAGAAUCUGCAACCGCCGGCGCCUGUCAAGCAGUAUCUGAUUUCUCCACCAGCUAGCCCUCCUAUUGGAUGGGAGCCUCGGGAAGAAGGUGAACCUAUAGUAAAUGCUGAUUUAUUAGCAGCAAUAGCUAGUUUGGCUCCUGGAGAAAGUCAUGAACUCCAUGCCCCUACUCCGACUCAGCCUGCAAUUAUUGUGCACACAGCCCUAUCAGCUGAGCCUGCACCUAUAUCCUGUAAGAUUCAACACACAAGAUGUCCUGAAUACUGAUAUGCCUUGUUGGAAUUUGUAGAUGAAUUAUAUUUUUAGAGUAGCAGUCCAAUGCUUUUUUCUGUCACAGAAGUCAAUUUGACCCGUGAAGCCAAAGAUAUUGCAGAGUUACUAAAAUUAGUGAAAUUUAAACAAAACUGGUAAUAUAUGGGCUCAGUUAUAUAAAUUUAAAAUAAUUAUAUCUACAAACACAUUAAUUUUAUCUACAUAAAACUACACUUUUAGUAACUUAUGCCCUGUAUUACCAAUUUAUGUAGAUAUAUUUGCUUUUUAAUUUAUUUAUGUGAGGAUUAAUAAAAUUAUAUUGGUGCUAUUUUUUGAAUAACAUAACAUUUAUGUUUUCAGUUAUUAGAUAAAUAUAGAUUUAAUUUUGGAUAUAUAUUUAACACACCGUUUCUGGAAUAACAAUUUUAUUAAAUAUUAAAAGGUGAUGUUGGAAAAUCCAAAAUUGAUAGGUAUUUUUAGGACACUUAUUUAAUAUAACAUAUCAUGACUCUUCAGGAUUUCCCACAAAAAAAUUUAUUUGCUCAACUUAAUAUUUUUGUCUUUGAAAACCUUUUAUAUAGUUCCUGACUAACAAUAUGUUUACCACCAGUUGGAAAAUAAUUGUUUAAGGUGUUAUUACUAAAAUAUCUAUUAUGUUUUAUUCAUUGGAAUAAAUCUUAUAUAUAGAUAGGAAUAAACAAGUUCUCUAUGUG
This is a messenger RNA of Pieris rapae (cabbage white), 1486 nucleotides long. It is a transcript of the gene sra, whose product is annotated as protein sarah. The coding region runs from base 120 to 788 and encodes 222 amino acids. Gene Ontology annotation, molecular function: nucleic acid binding; calcium-dependent protein serine/threonine phosphatase regulator activity. The record is from RefSeq and is a predicted model, not a curated record. The transcript has a single exon. Lineage: Eukaryota; Metazoa; Arthropoda; Insecta; Lepidoptera; Pieridae. Gene Ontology annotation, biological process: calcium-mediated signaling. Gene Ontology annotation, cellular component: cytoplasm; nucleus.